GAAAAGGUGGAGUACAAGUCGGGAGGUGAAAGUUAACAGAAAAGAGCAGGAGGUGCAGGACUGAACACUACCUCUGCAGCUGACAGCUGGAACUCAGUCAUCCAGGAUGGACAAAGUGGAGCGAGUGAUGAAGAUGGUGAAGAGGAUGUCACCGAGGAAGAGGAGAGAAGGAAACCCAGGAGAGCUGGAGAGCCCCGACACUCUGUGUGAUGAACUGUGUCGCUUCAGCCUCUGCAUCAGCGAUGACGGCCCAUAUGGAAAAACUAAGGAUAUCUCUGGCCCAGAACACACCAUGGCUCUGAGAAGACACAGCAUACCAGAAGCUCUUCGAGGGGUGACCAUGGUGGAGCUGGUGAAGAAAGAGGGCAGCACACUUGGACUAACCAUCUCAGGAGGAACUGACAAGGAUGGAAAACCACGAGUGUCUAACCUACGGCCGGGUGGGCUGGCAGCCAGAAGUGAUCAGCUAAACGUCGGCGACUACAUCAAGUCUGUGAAUGGCAUCAAUUUGACCAAACUGCGGCACGAAGAGAUAAUUAGCUUAUUGAAGAAUGUGGGAGAGCGAGUUCUGCUGGAGGUGGAGUAUGAGCUGCCCCCUACAGCACCAGACAGCACCUCAGGGGUUAUAUCAAAGACAAUCGACAUCUGUUUGCACAAAGAGGGAAACAGCUAUGGUUUCGUCAUGAGAGGUGGCACCCACGAAGACUGGCACAAGUCACGGCCUUUAGUUGUUACCUACGUCCGGCCAGGAGGUCCUGCAGACAGAGAAGGAACGCUGCGUCCCGGCGACCGUCUUCUGAGUGUGGACGGGGUGCCGCUGCACAACGCAAACCACAGCGACGCCCUCAACAUGUUGGCUCAGUGUGGCCAGGAAGCUCUGUUUCAGAUUGAGUAUGAUGUCACCAUAAUGGACACGGUGACAAAUGCCUCUGGUCCUUUACUGGUGGAGAUCGCCAAGUCGCCGGGGGCAACGCUGGGCAUCACGCUGACAUCAGCCAACCAUAGAAAUAAACAGGUCAUAGUCAUUGACCGAGUAAAACCUGGCAGUGUAGUGGACAGGUGUGGAGCACUACAUCCAGGUGACCACCUGCUGUCCAUAGACGGGACGUCGACAGAACACUGUACAGUCCUGGAGGCAACGCAGUUGUUAGCCAGCACAACAGAACUAGUCAAGUUAGAAAUGCUUCCUUCUCAUCAGACACGACUAGCAGGAAAACAGCACGACACAGUGAAGGUCCAGAAGUCAGACCAUCCCCACAGCUGGGACCCCUGUGUGAACUACUGUCACCUCCCAAACCCAACUCUCUGCAACACGACUUCCACCCUCAACAAGUCAUGGACGGUCUCCAACAACAACACAAUCAACAGCCUUGACUACUGCAAGUCGCUGGUAUGUGCCAGUUUCUCUCCUGGCUCCACGACCACAUCGGGCCCCAGCAGCCAAAGCUCCAACACGCUGCCCAGGCCAACAGUCCCCAUGAGUCCUCGAAACUCGUUGCUCAAACGGCGGCAGAGAAAGAAAGACCACAAGAGUUCCUUGUCUCUGGCAUCCAGUUCUGUGGGUCCUGGUGGUCAGGUGGUUCAUGUAGAGACCAGCGAGGUCAUCCUCACAGGUGAUCCGCUCAAUGGCUUUGGCGUACAGCUGCAGGGUGGAAUAUUUGCUACUGAGACACUUUCUGCACCACCGCUCAUCCGGUUCAUAGAGCCUGACAGUCCAGCUGAGAGGUGCGGUCUGCUGCAGGUUGGAGACCGGCUCCUGUCAAUCAACGGGAUUGCCACAGAAGACGGAACACUGGAGGAAGCCAAUCAGCUUCUCCGAGACGCAGCUCUGACCAAUAAGGUCACACUGGAGAUAGAAUUUGAUGUAGCAGAGUCAGUGGUGCCCAGUAGCGGAACGUUCCAUGUCAAGCUGCCAAAGAAGAGAGGAGUGGAGCUGGGACUCACUAUCAGUGGACCGGAGCCAUUCACGUGGGUGACCGGAUCUUAGCCAUCAACAGCGUUAGCCUGAAAGGCAAACCUCUGAGCGAAGCCAUCCACCUGCUUCAGAUGGCCGGAGAGACGGUGACCCUCAAGAUAAAAAAGCAACUGGACAAUUUAGAGGAGGGGAAAGGAGCAGAGGCGGAGGACACAACAGAGAAUGACGUCAGCGACCCUGAAGAGGACGAUUUGACAGACAGCCAACAGACCAAUAAGCUGUCAGAGCUUUACUCCACCACUAUACCCAGUGUGGACUCUGCCAUGGAGUCAUGGGAUGGUUCUGGGCUCGACGCUGGCUACGGCAGCCAGGGAACAUACAGCCAUCAAGGAGCCGGUGUGGCCCUCCACCCUCACGAGUGGCGCAGCGCCAAACAGCAGUGCAAUGCCACGCCCCCUGUAGGGCGAAGGAAGAACUACCCGUUCAGUGAUGGAGGAUUCAGUGAAGAUGACUGGGACAAGCCACCAGGAUUCAUUGGCCAACAGCCAGAUGGGAUUCUGUUGGAUCCAGAUGACAGUUUUUGGUGCCAGGCUCUGGAGGACUUAGAGACCUGUGGCCAGUCCGAACUUCUCAGAGAGAUCGAGGCAUCGAUAAUGACAGGAACAGCCAUUAGUCUGGGUGUGGAUGGUGGCAGUAAAGCUCCGGCUGAGCCCAUACUGAGCCACAGUAGGGUGAGCCCGCUGCGGAGGAAUUCCCUUCUUCAUCAAGGAAACCUGCUGCACCAGAAUACACACCUCCAUCAGGACAUCCAUCUACACGAGGAGGCCCACCUUCAUCAAGACUCCCACCUGCUCGAGGAGGUCCAAUAUGAUCAGGAUGCACACCUGCACCAUGGAGCCCACAUCCACCAAGAACACCAAUCUCCUCUCCUGCACCACGAGCCCAAGCCCAAGGCCUCUCUGAGAGUGUCGGAGAGAACAUGGGAGUCGCGUCGGAUCAAGGAGGAGAUGCAGGGAAUCUUGUCCCCAACUCCUCUGGAGCUGCACAAAGUGAGCUCAGUGCAGUUUCUGUUCUUGGUAACGGUGAUAAAGGACCCAGAGAGCGAUGAUUUUGGCUUCAGUGUGUCUGAUGGCUUCUUAGAGAAAGGUGUUUAUGUCAACAUGAUCAGACCUGAUGGACCAGCAGACAGAGCUGGGCUGAAACCUUUUGACAGGAUCCUGCAGGUAAACCACGUGAGGACGAGAGACUUUGACUGUUGUCUGGCAGUGCCUCUGAUCACUGAGGCUGGAGACAGACUGGAGCUGGUCAUCAGCCGCAAUCCGAUGGCCAACGACAACCCAGAAGACAAUAACAACACCUUAGACCACCCGUUAGAUCUCAUCUUUGUGCUGACCAACUGAAACUUCACUGGUGCCGGGAGGGAAUCAUUUUUGCUCGGAGACGCUGCAGAAGAAUGAUCAGUGUGGUGGCAGAGAUGACAAAAGCAGUUCCUUCUCCAGUUCCAUCCCUCUGCCUGUGUUUCACCCUUUCCUCCUGCUGUUACAUGAUAGUUAGAAUCCAGCUGCUCCUCCUUAAAAAGCAUCAUUCUCCGUGUGUAAAUGUGUGGGUCUAAGGUGUGUGUGCAUGCAUGUGUGUAUUAGAAAACUAGGUGGUGUACAUUUCACUGUACAGGGGUGAUGUUUUUCAGGGGCAGUGGAUGAGCCGUCCUCUCGUCUCAGACCCACAGCGGGAGACGCAGGACGACAUGAACUCAAUGCACAAAAGAAAGAAAAGGGCACUGAGAAUAAAAAGCACACUGUUGAAUAUGACACACUGUGCUUACAUGUACUAGCUAAACAAACAUGUCUGUGUGCAUUUUAUGCAACCAAGUGGCCAAAAACAACUUCAGUAGAGAACGCGACAAAACCCUUUGAAAAUGAUGUUUUAUUGGUGUGUGUGUGUGUGUGCGUGCAUGCGUGCGUGUGUGCGUGCGUGUGUGUGUAUGAUCACCCAUAAUUCAUGUGAAUCUCUGGGUUCGUUUUAAGCCCAAUCCAGAACCGUAGACCAUGGCUCCAAUCUGUCAUCCAGGUGAUAAAACUGAACUUUUAAAACUGUUUAACUACCGUGACUCCGUAGGAUGGAGAUGUCUGAUUUCAUUUGUCUUUUAGGAGACUGUCCUUAGUUAUGGGAUGAAUUAUUGCCGUUUUACUUAGAGGCACUUUUGAGAAACACUGUGGUUUUUCUACACUGGCUGGUUUUCAUUACCUCCUGAUCCCCUUGGACAAGUCCUUAUAUAACACAAUGUUUAUUACAUCAUCAGCUGCAUCAAGGUGCUUCUGCAUUUGCUGACUUCUUCACGGCUCAUAGGCCGGAUUCAUAUACGAUGUUACACCUAACUUUUUAAACCUUAUUAUUCAGAUAACUGCUGUUGAAUGGGCGUGGCAUUCCUAAAAUAAAAGUGAAAUGAAGAGAUCCUCGUCUAACAGACUAUAUGUCGGCUCUGCUACAUUAAUCUCCCUGUGUUGUUUUGGUUUGGAUGUUAAUAAAUGACCUGGGACUCAUGGGACUCUCAGACAACAGGACGUCUCUUCACCGUGCUUUUAUUUUGGUAAGCUGACGCUAUGCUGUAGCAUUCUGAAAUUGCAUGUUAGCUAAACAUUUAGUUUAAACUACAACAAAUGUAAAUUUGAACAUUUUGAUGUGAACUUACACAUUGUAUUUAAAUUUGUUUCCAAACUUCAGCAGUACUUUUAUUUUGAAUUCCAUCUAAAUAUUUUCUUUUAAUGUAAUUUGAAGGUAAAUGAUGUAAAAAUUUUGAUGUUAUUCACCUAAUAUGAAUUCAGACUUUUUCAUUUGAUUAGAUUAAACAUUCAGAAUUAGCAACAGUCAGUUUUAUAGAAAUAUAAUUAGCUGCAUGCUAAAGGUGUGCAACACUAACAAAUACUAGAUACAAGAUCUUAUUUCCUGCUGAACAUGAGAAAAAAGUCUACAUCUAUCUGCUUAGAAUUGAAAAUCUAGAAUUAGAAAAUCCUGACAGAUUUAUGUCACGCUGUCAUGUAACAUUCAUGGACUCACCCAUCUUGACUCACUACGGUUGUUAGUUUAGCGACCAGAACUCAACGACAGUGAUAGCCUGAGCAGGGCUCGAACCUUCAACUUUCUGAUUAAGGAGCGAACACUUAACUACUGUGCAACCGUCGCCCUUAUUAUUAUUAUUAUUAUUAUUAGUAUUAGUAUUAGUAUUAGUAGUAGUAGUAGUAGUAGUAGUAGUAUCAUCAUAUUAUUAUUAAUAAUAAUGGAGAGAAAACUAUUUUGAGACUUUAAAUCUUGAAACAUCAACCAGAAUUGUUCUAAUUGUUCUCCAUAAGGAGGCAGAAGACUUGAGCAGAAUUCGGUUCAGCAGAAGUUGGAGGAAUGUUCUAGUCCUGUUAGAGAGACAGAGGUCAGACUGUGGAGCAAAUAUGAUUCAUUUGGUAUUAAAGGGUUAAAAUGAGAGUUUCUGUAACAGUGAGUUCACACAUUAUGUUUUCCAUUAUUCAUGUUUUUGAUAUUUCUGUGACACAUUUUUAUAUAAAGUAUGUAAAAGUUGUAUUUUCAGUCUUGAACAUUCUGACGUUUACGUGCUAAAUUUAAUACGAUUCUGGAUUGGGCCGUUGUGUUGAUAUGGUGUAAUGUUUUCAAACUGUGUAAAGUUCUAUUCUAUGUAAUAUAAUAUUUUUACAACAACAUUACUCUUCCAAAACACGGGAAGAAAGUAAAAAAAAAAAAAAAAACAAAGUGAAAUGAAAAGUAAAACGUAUACUUUUGGUUUUUCGUCAGUUUGUUUCUAACCUUUCUUUUCAUUUUGUAUGAAACAAAGUGAAAUAUUGAACUUCUUUUUUUGAGAAGGAAAAUAUUACAAACCAGAAAAAUAAAGUGACUAAUUUUUAA
Molecule: messenger RNA, 5824 nt
Organism: Nothobranchius furzeri (turquoise killifish)
Lineage: Eukaryota; Metazoa; Chordata; Actinopteri; Cyprinodontiformes; Nothobranchiidae
Source: RefSeq, a predicted model, not a curated record